CCGACAAUCAAAUAUUUGGUAGACUAGCCGAAAUUGACCCGGAAAUCCGCGCUUCGGAAGCUUCCAAUGUUUAGAGCUCAAAAGUUCGAAAAGCUCCAGAUCUUUUUGCGCCUAAUGUGUACUUGAAAAGUAUCGAGGGCGGAAUAUGCCUCCUCGAAUAAGUCUGCAGCCCAUUGGGCGCCGCAGCUCGGUUUAUCUAAAGAGUCGAGUGACUGAGAGGAACUCGGUCUGUUUCUUUUGCUCGCUCUCCGGCCAACCCAGCGCAGGACCGAGUCGCCGCCCGAGACGAAAAUCGCAGAACCCUCGACGCUUUGUCUCGACUACCGCGGCUCGCACGACUAGCACGGCUGCUAGGAACCCCGGCGUUCUCGAUCCUCGAAAGGAAUUAGAGGAAACUCUUCUCGAACUCGAGAAGCAUGCACCCAAUUACAUAAAUCUAUCCCGCCUACAGUUAGCUCUCAAUGGCUUGCGGCAAUCGCCAGGCGAUGAGUCGAUAAGGGUUGCUGUAUUAGGCCUCUCAGAUGGCUCCGAUUCUAGCGAGGUCGCAAAACAGGUGCUAAAACUUCUGCUCGCCGAUCCGUUGAAGGGCGAAGAAGAGUGGGAGAAAGAAGUCGCGAAGCAUGAUCUGACACGGCCCAUGAUCAUACGGGUUGGGGCGGACGUGCCUAAAGAGCUCGAGUCCAUAUCAGUCGCCACGAAGGGGAGUUCGUUGCAUGAGGUCAAUGUUUCGUCCGCAACAUUGAAUGGGCAUAAUCUGGAAUUGUUGCUCAUGGAGACGAAUCCUUUUCUGUCUGCACAAGAAAUGGGAGCUCUGAAAGGGUCCGAGGAAUCGGUGCUUGUCCCUACGGUCGACAUUCCCACCUCGGAUACGGGCAGGCAUACUCCUAUCACAACCCCGGUGCAUAAAGCUUUGAUCGUGGCAGACGGUCUCCUGGGUGCUGCGUCGGUAGUAUCGAUGUCCCCGCUAGAAAGCCCAAGCGUAAUCACAGCUGCGGUAAAUCUGCCCGAGUAUAAAUUGUCGGCAGAUACUUCCCCUUUGCCGUUUACCCCUAUUGACAUCGGAGUUGCGAGUAUCGGGCUGGGCCUUGUUCGCAAGGAUCUAAAGAACGCCAUCGAGUUUGAACACUUGUGGUUUCAAAGUAACAUCCCGAAGUUGGUUGAGUGGUUAAAAGCCGAUAUAAUGACUUCGCCUGAAGGCACGACUAAGCCACCUGUGAAGGAGCUCAUCGGCUCCCUACUAAGGAAUACGUCCGCAGCCAUAGAAACCGAAGAAGCCCGCCAAUUCGGCUCCUCAUUAUCCCCUACUACUCCCAAGUCACUUCAGAAUAGUCUUGAUGAGUGGGCAGAAAGCGCGCAUACAGAAUUACAGGAACAGCUUGACAUAGCAUUCUCCAGUAAACGAUGGCGCAAACUAGGGUGGUGGAAAUUAUUUUGGCGUGCAGACGACGUGGGUAUGCUUACGAACGAUAUUCUCAGUCAAAGGUUCCUCCUAGCAUCGGAAAGAAAUGCCAUAUUUCUUGCCGGAAGGAUGAAAGAAGCCGGCAUUGCCUUAGGACCCUUCCCCAACCCCUACGCCGCCGACGAAAACGGCGCUGAGUCGAAACAGUUGGAGAUCCAGGCGCCUGCUCCAGCGACAGCCCCCUGGCCCGUGAACAUCCCCGCAACGAGGCGCUACCUCCAAACGAAAACAAUACCCGCUUUACAAGCGCUCUCGCAAAAGCUGAUAGCGCAGACGCUGGGCACGUCGGGACUUACCACGGCGCUAGGCGCGCUAAUCUACGUGAGCACGCUGACCACAACGCUGUACGAAGCGGGCGCGGUUGCCGCCCUGGGCAUCGUGUGGAGCAUGCGGCGCAUGCAGAAGCAAUGGGAGACCGCGCGGGCGUUCUGGGAAGGCGAAGUGAGGGAAGAAGGCCGCAAAGCCGUUCGAGACGUCGAAGGCGUGGUCGGCGACGCGCUAAAGCAAGGUCGUACUCCCCAAGACGAGGCUAGGGGGAAAGAUGAGCUGACUAGGGCUAAAAGGCUGAUAGAGCGGGCGCAAGAAAUCUUGAGCAAGUUGAAAUGAGAUAGGGCUCUGCGCUGUAUGAAUAACGACUGUAACAUUGAUCAUGAUACCAAUAGACGCAACACCACACACCAUGUUGUCAAUAUGAAUUUGCAAGGUAAAUUUCUUGUAAAGCGCUGAUUGAACCUAUAAUAGUCAGGGGUCAUCAAAUCAAUAUUGGCUAACAUUAGACUCCAUUCUACCUAUGUAGGUAAAUAUUUAGAAAACAAAGAGUUCGCAAUAUUCAUCAGGUGUUACUAUCCA
Molecule: messenger RNA, 2308 nt
Organism: Annulohypoxylon truncatum
Lineage: Eukaryota; Fungi; Ascomycota; Sordariomycetes; Xylariales; Hypoxylaceae
Exons: 1
Coding region: 146-2065 (639 amino acids)
Source: RefSeq, a predicted model, not a curated record